AUGGAAGAAAGUUGUCGUAACGAUCUAAUGAAUAGGACACGGCGAAACAGAACAAGUUUUACGCAAGCACAAUUAAACAUAUUGGAAGAGGCUUUCAAAGCUAACAGUUAUCCAGGCCAAGAAGUUCGAGAACGCAUCGCUGCAGCCACCGAAUUGGAUGAGGGUAAAAUACAGGUCUGGUUUAGCAAUCGUCGUGCACGCUGUCGAAAAUCUUUGGCAGCUUCAUGUAUCAAUUCAUUUGUGUUUUAUCCUCAUUCUCCAGUGCCACUUCUUCAGGAUGCGGUUUGUCUCCUCUCACUGCAGCUUACACAAUAA
Messenger RNA from Gongylonema pulchrum, 315 nucleotides. Lineage: Eukaryota; Metazoa; Nematoda; Chromadorea; Rhabditida; Gongylonematidae. The record is from the annotation of a GenBank genome assembly.